This is a messenger RNA of Cucumis sativus (cucumber), 780 nucleotides long. Its product is annotated as dof zinc finger protein DOF1.7. The coding region runs from base 206 to 658 and encodes 150 amino acids. The transcript has a single exon. The record is from RefSeq and is a predicted model, not a curated record. Gene Ontology annotation, biological process: regulation of DNA-templated transcription. Gene Ontology annotation, molecular function: DNA-binding transcription factor activity; DNA binding. Lineage: Eukaryota; Viridiplantae; Streptophyta; Magnoliopsida; Cucurbitales; Cucurbitaceae.
UGACACGUCCACACCUCAGCUUCCUCCAUCGCUUACGUGGCGCUCUCUCUCACUCCCUCUCCCUCCACGUGUCUCCCCAACCCCUCCGCCUUCCUCCUCCGCCGCUGCCGACUUCCCCUCUCUGACUUUCACGCUCUCAACCCUUUCAUCGCUUUCCAAUAAAUACGGAUUCCCAACGCACAAUGCUUCUGCAGAAUUAGGCCUCAUGGAUUUCCAAUCCAAACCCAACGAAUUGAAAUCCCAAUGCCCAAGAUGCAAUUCUCUCCACACCAAAUUCUGCUAUUACAAUAACUACAACUACUCUCAGCCUCGCCAUUUUUGCAAGACCUGCCGCCGCUACUGGACCCUCGGCGGUCUCCUCCGUAAUAUUCCCGUUGGCGGUGGAACCCGGAAAUCGAAGAAGAAUUCUAAAGCUAAACGUGCGACUUUCACUGAUUCAGCGUGUAAUUCGAACUCUGAUUUGGAUAUGUUGUCCAGUCCGUUGAAGUUGAAUAAUCAAGCGGGGGAUUUCCAGUGGAACGGAAGGGAAUUUGAAGCUGGGGAUCCGGCAGCGGAAGAGGGAUUAUUUGGAUUAGAUCAAUUGCCGACGAGUUCCGGUGAUAAUAAUGGAAGUUCGUGGUUGAAUUUCUACGGAUUAACGCAUCCUUUUAACAAUUGAUGAUUGAUUAAUUUAGACAACAAAUGUAUCUCUCUCUAUUAUUAUUUUUAUGCCAUUAAGUUUCCGUUUUUUACUCUUGAAUUUUGAAAUGAAAUUAUGAGAAUCAGUCUCUACUUUUAAGA